Molecule: messenger RNA, 507 nt
Organism: Cotesia congregata
Lineage: Eukaryota; Metazoa; Arthropoda; Insecta; Hymenoptera; Braconidae
Source: the annotation of a GenBank genome assembly
AUGAGCUCAAUACCUGGAACAUCAGGAUCUAAUCCAACAGCUGAUAGUUUGAUUGUCAAACAAAAAGGAAUUUCGCGACAUGUACUUAAUAAAUUAGCUGAUGAUUUUAAAAAAGAACAAAAAUUUACAGAUUUAUCACUUGUCAGUCUUUACUCAGCAUUUGGUGAGGUUUUUGACAGAGCGUUAAGCUUAUAUGAAUCAAGUAAAAUAAGUAAAAUAAUAGCCUUUGAUGCAAACGCUCAAGGUGUUUGGAAGGAAAUAAAUUCCAGUAGAUGGUUGCUUGAAGUACAAGGAUUAUCCGGUGAAGCUUAUAUUUUAUUUCCCAACGUAAACUACUGUCCAUGUGCCGCUUUCAAAUACCAAGUGCUCAGGGAUCAAUCAGACCAGACAUGUAAGCACGUUCUAGCAGCUUGGUUGGCUAGUCUUGACCCAAGUAAAGUCACUGAGAAACAUAUUACACGUGAACAAUUUAAAAAUUUAUUACUGUACCAAGUUUCGGAGAAGUAA